AUGGCUUCUUAUAAACCCUAUCCAGGAUCGGAUUCCAGCAACCCUACGAGCUCUCCAGGUGAAGCCAACAAUAACCACUACUCCACUCCGAGACUCUCAUCACCAGCAGCAGCUGAGAGUAACAGACACACUUCAGUUUCGACCUUGCCCGCAACCGCAGAGUGGGAUCAGUUGCCGUAUCCUUCCUUCAACAACUCAAUACACCAUAAGUCACAGAGAUCUACAUCGCCUCGUUCACCACGAAGUCCAAUGUUGCCACCUCAAACAAUCAGCAACCGGAGAUUCUCUCCCAGGGAGUCUCCUGCCAUCUCAAGGCAGCCAUCCCAACGAACCAGAGCCAGAUCAUCCACCGUCACUUCUGAUGAUGGUCGUUCUGUGUUCAUGUCUGAGUUCCGCAAGCAUUCUGGAUCAGGAGCGCGACCAGAUAUGAAAGGCUUGUAUGCAGAUCAAGUUGGAUCUGAACAGGCUAUUGCAUCUGAUGACGACUCUCUUGUUAUCCCAGGGACCAUGCCCAGAUCCAAUCCAAUUCCCAGAUCUGAGAUCGAAUCCGAACCCAUGGAGCGGACCUCAUCAUCGAAGAGGUCUUCCAAGAUAUUCACAAGAGGCCGAGUCUCCCCUGACGGCUCUAUUGCUGGUGACGACUCCGAGUCUGGGUUCAUGGCAAAGGUGUCCAAACUGUUGAAGACCAAAGAGAGCAAACAAGACCUCAUCAAUGACAUUCUGGCAGAUGAAGCGGCCAACGGAAACUCCCAAAUGUACGAGGAGCAUUACCAACAAAUGCAAGCAGGGACUCUGCCUGUUGAAACGCAACCCUCAGCCGUAGCGUUCUCACCACAAUACCCACUUCCAUACCACUACCCCGAAACUGUGGCUCAUAUACAGAUACCCCCAGCUGGAACUCAGCUCGACAAGUCUGCUGAGUAUGACCUUAUGAUGCAACGACAACAAGAAGAGUUUGCAGCUGAUUUGGAACCGGGUGAUUCAAAGGUGCCCAAAAGGAAGUCCAAUUCAAAGAAGAGCAGGAGUGCUUCGCCUUCCCUUCAUGGCAUUGGAAUUGAUGGAAUUGAUGGCAUGAUGAUGGUAGAUGGCUCGAUCGACCCUCUGACCGCGGGCCAUUUUACACACAGCAAGCAUCAUCGUUCCAAGUCCAAGACAUCCAAAAAGUCACCGACAAUGUCACCUGCGAUGCUACCCACUAACCCACAAUCCAAGACGGUGCCCUACCCGUCUCACCUUUCUCGAAACUCGAGUCCGCCCAUUGACAUCCUAGAGCUGUCUGCUUUGGAUAAACCUUCAAGCAGCCGUCGCAAGAUGAAGCGAUCUAGUAAGAAGAGUCAAACCGACUAUGGCAAGAUCAUGCGCCACCUGUAUAACUCGAUCCCGUCUCUCGAUGUCAUUGUCAAAGUAGUCAUGGAGCCUGUCGAAACUGCAAGAAAGUCUGAAUAUCCCAAUUUGGCAAUUGUUAUUGCUGUGGUAGAGCUGCUAGUGUUUAUUUGGUUGCUUUAUCAGGCAAUAAUCAUUGUUGAAUUUGCAUGUGCCGUUAUUCGGUUCAUUUGUUAUCCGGCCAUCUACAUCCUGAAGGCCAUUGCGUCUCCAUUUGCAUCCAUAAAGAGAGUCUGA
Molecule: messenger RNA, 1620 nt
Organism: Yarrowia lipolytica CLIB122
Lineage: Eukaryota; Fungi; Ascomycota; Dipodascomycetes; Dipodascales
Source: RefSeq, a predicted model, not a curated record